AAUGCUCAAAAUCGAAAUUGUAAACCAGGCCAGGCCCGGAGAAUGCGGAUGCUCUUAUUCAGUGGCACUCUUUUGUUUUCGGACCAAAGCCCAUCAUCAUAUGAUCCUGGGUCUUGGGCUCAGGCCUGUUAGCAAACUGGUAGUCUGGCGCAAAUACACGUUUUUUUUUUUUUUUUGAAAGUUUGGGGCAAAUACACUUUUUUUCGGAAAUAUUGGGCAAAUACACUUGCAAGUGCUAAAUGCCCAUAUCUAUUUUGAAGUUUGAAAUGCACUAUUUUCCCUCUCGAAGCCUCUCCCACAUUCGGAGGAAGAACACAAACUGUUUGUGAAAAUGCCCCAGCGAAAUUCCAUCGACUGUAAACAGUCUAUCAACACCACACUCCGAAGAUCCCCGAGACUUCUUCAAACCAAUCACAUUGAACCAGAACAUCCGAAGACCCCAAAACCCAAAUCGAGUACUAAUCGGCUCACUCAAUGCGAUACUCCCUCAAGCAGCUCAACACAGAAGGUUUUUCAGAAGAAGGCCCCCAAGCGUUACCCAGAAGAAAAUCCAAAGAAGGUGAAGGCAUCAGAUGCUGUGUCGAAAAGUUCCUCAAAGACAAAUACUGGGUCGAGAAGAUCUGCUAGAUUCGAUGGUGGGGUUAAAGGGUUUAGUUGUCUCCGACGUUCUCCAAGGUUUUCUGGAAACUCCGCUCACAAUACGUUCAAGCAAGAGGGUUUAUCAGAUGCGGGUAAUGUCAAAUUGGGCAUUGAUUUGCAUAAACAAUCUGUGGGUAAACCACAAAAGAGGGUGACUCGUAGUUCUACUAAGGAUAAUGCCAAUGGACUUGUUGAGAAGACUGGCAAUGAUGAGAGCAAUGGGAAUAUGUCACCUGCUUUAACUGACAUUUUGGAUAAAGGGGAUUUAUCAGAUGCAGAGAGAGCAAAGGUUGGUGCUAGUUCAUGUGACCAAUCUGCAGGCCAAUUGAGAAAAAAGAGGACUUUUAGGUCUGUGGCAUCUUCGAAGGUUGUAGUGGGAGGACGGGAAAGGAACGUGAGAGAUAUUGAUAAAGGAAGGAAAGAGAUUGGGGUUAAGAGGAAGAGAAAUCAAGCUGAGGAAGGUUGUGGGACUUUUCAGGGCUGGACUAACGAUCAAGAAAUUGCGUUGCAGAGAGCUUAUUUUGCCGCAAAACCGACGCCUCAUUUCUGGAAGAAGGUUGCAAAGCUGGUACCUGGAAAGUCUGCACAGGAUUGUUUUGAUAAAAUCCAUUCUGACCACCUGACUCCAGCUCAACCUGGAACCCGUUUGAGGGCAAACAUAACAAACUCAUCAUCAUUUUCACUUUCUGCAAGUAACUUUCUCAAAUCUGCGGAGCCAAAGAUUAAAAGGCGGACUUGCAGUAAACAGAAGAGACAUCUUGCUCAGAAAACUGUGAGAAGAUUACUACAAAAGCAUUAUCAUGUUGACCAAGAUUAUGAAGCGGAUCUAUUCUCAGUUCUUGAGUCCACCUUGAAUAUAUCAACUCAAGCUUCUCAACAGGAUGUAAUACUUUCCACUCCUGAAUGUGGACAAGGAAAACGUGGAUUACUUAAAAAGUACCAGGGAUCUUCUUCAGCCCGAAAGAAGCACAUUUCACGCCUCAGUGGCUCAUUAGUGGCCACUCUGGUGAGUCCCCCGGUUCUGAAGCAGGUUAAAAACAAGGCCUUACAUGAAAAAUAUAUCGAUCAGUUGCAUUGCAGGGAAGCUAAGAGAAAGGCAGCAUCUGCACGGACAGCAAAAUCCAUUCGAAGUAAAGAGGGUAGAAAAGAGAGCCUGAAUCAGGGUGCAAUUGAAGCUGCAAAAAAUGCCCUGGUUUCUGAUGCUAGAGACGUUAUUAGUCGCUUCCAACAUUUGAAUGCCAAUGUCACGAGCAACUUAUCUGAUUUUGAUGAUGAUGAUGAUGGAGUUGAUAGUGAUAAUGAUGAAAGUGAAGAGGGAAGUUAACAAAGUCCUUUUCCCCUUGUAUCAAUACAUCUGACUCUCUAGACCCGACAAUGGCGGGAGCCUCGUACAUUAGGCUAGCCCUUUAUGUAGUUUAUACUAAAUGGAGUUGCAUCUCUAACUGCUGACUCAUUGUAUGGAGUCGUACUUCUGUAAAAAUAGUCCUGCAUUUGCUGGUUCCAUUCCUGGCUAAUUCUUUUGUCAUUUGUUCUUGA
Cornus florida is the source of this 2175-nucleotide messenger RNA. RefSeq lists its product as uncharacterized. NCBI's taxonomy places the organism in Eukaryota, Viridiplantae, Streptophyta, Magnoliopsida, Cornales, Cornaceae. The record is from RefSeq and is a predicted model, not a curated record. The coding region runs from base 332 to 1963 and encodes 543 amino acids. The transcript is spliced from 2 exons.